UAUAAUUUUGUUGUAGUAACAAUCUAGUAUUACAUUGUUUAUUUCAUUACUUCAUCAAAUAGUAAUAAGAAACAAUUUAAAUUAAAUACACACAAUUAAACACUUUUAGGAGUGAAAGCACUUGAUGAUUGAUCCAUCUCAAAAUUCAGAGUUAGAAACCUCUUUUAAUUUACUUGAUCAAGAAGAAAAGGAAUUAAUUGAACCUCAUUAUCACUUUAUCCAAAGAUCAUCAGAUUGGAUUGAAUUAAUUCAUAACAAAAAACCUCUCAACAAUAUGCCUCAUCGGAACAUGUAUAAUGACACUCCAAGUGAUACCAGCUCAAAUAAUAUAACUCCAAGUAAUGCCAAUAAUGAUGAUUCACCAGACGUUACACCACUUCAUAUUUAUCUAACCACCCACAAACAUGGUCACCACAUGAUUCAUGCAAAGAAGGAUCAACCAUUUGCUCCAUCCUUUUUAAAUGAUGCUGGCUAUGAGAGUGGCAGUUCCUCAAAUGACGAUGAUACUGCUCCAUCGAGUGCCUGCGAUGAAGUCACUCCAGCCAUAACUACUCCUGUUCACUUUCUAACAGAACAACAUCAUCCCUAUUCACCUACCACAAUUAACAAAUCUUCCUCAACUAAAGAGUUUCCAACAAGUCACAAUCCAGAUAAUGUACAAAAAAAAAGGUCUCGAGUUGCUUCUUUACCAGUUACAAAUCAACAAGAGAAACUUGUCACAAAUAAUAAUAGCAAAGCAAAUCAUCCUACUAUUACUACCAACGAUAAUAAUACUCCUUCUACCACCUCUACCACUUCUCAAACACCUCCAACAAAUAUUAAUAAUCCAACUGCUGGUAUUCAUCAUAUUCAAAGCCAGCCAAACAUGCUUUCCAAUCAACCAAUAUCUCUUCUUUCUCAAUCAUUAUUAAAACAAAGUGAUGAACAUGACUUUUAUAUGGUCAACGAGGAAGAAGUUACAAGUGCUUCUGCACUUAUUGGAAAACAAAAAUAUUAUAGCGAGGUUAAUUUACCAAGUAUGGACGUUUCUCCUCUCAAAUCGAAUGGUCAAUCAAUGAAAAAACCAAUCAUCAAACAUAAUAUUGGAAAACAUCACCCAGAAGGAACAGAAUCUUGGCUUUUACCAGGGGAAUGUGUUCUUAAUCAUAUUAAAAAGGUUGGAGUCGUUAAAAAUCUCCCAAUUACAUACUUUCCUCCAACUCAUUCCAACCCACAAGCAAUUUCAUCUCAAGGACCUUUUAUUGAGCAACCAAAACAAGCUUCUGGAGAAUUUUUAACAACAGCAGAGGAAUUAUUGAAUGAUUUUAAUGUUUAUGACUUAUUGAAUACAGUAGGCGGAUCUAGCUCAAAUUAUGGAAGUGCUGGAAGUACUAUUAGCACUAAUGGUAAUGCUACUUCCACUAAUGUUGGUGAUCAAUCUGAUACUGAGCCUACUCUUGUUAUUGGCGAGUUAUAUAUUACAAAUUAUCAAAUUAGAUUCCAAUGCGUUGCUAAACCAUCUCUAGUUCUAUCAACUCCAACAUCUUGUAUUCUUAGAAUGGCUCCAAAAUAUCCACAAUCAGAGACAAAUACCUACAGCAACUAUUACAGUCAAUAUAUUUCAUCAAAUGCAAAUAAUGGACCUACCACUGAUAACAAGUUUAAUAGUCUUGGAUAUAUUAGUAUUAAGAGCAAAGAUUUGCAGGUUUUGAAAUUUUUAUUCUUUAGAGAUUCUUCCUAUACAAUUGACAAAGUUAUGGAGGCCCUUAAAGCUGCUACCUCAAAGAGAGUGUUUGCAUUUGCAUUCCGUAAACAUAUUUCCUCCUAUCCAAUUCAAAUAUAUUCUCAGGAGGAUAUUGAAAAGGGAUGGAAGGUUUACAAGAUGAAAAGAGAAUUUAAAAGACAAGGCCUUUUCACAAGACACCAAAAUAAUCCAGCUUUUUCUUGGCGUAUUAGUUCUAUUAACUCAAAAUUCAAAGUUUGUGACACUUAUCCAGAACAUUUUAUUGUUCCUAAAGAUGUUUCAGAUGAAAUGCUUGCAGCUUCAGCAGCUUUUAGAAGUAAAGGAAGAAUUCCAGUUCUUUCCUGGAUUCAUCCUCAUAAGAAUAUUUGCAUUGUAAGAUCGAGUCAACCUAUGGUAGGUAUCACAAGAGCAAGAUGUAAAGAAGAUGAAGAGUUAGUUGAUGCCAUCAGAAGAGCAUCUGGAUCAGAGAGACUUCAGAUUAUUGACUGUAGACCAAAGGCAAACGCUUGGGCCAAUACAGUUAUGGGAAAGGGUUAUGAAAAUAUUGCAUACUAUACUAACUGUUCAAUAGAGUUCAUGAAUAUUGAAAAUAUUCAUGCCAUGACUAACAGUCUUAAUUUGCUAAAGAAAUUAAUUCAAAAUAAGCAAAAUAACGAUCAAUAUUGGCUAUCUUCUUUUGAGGCAACAGGAUGGUUAAAACAUACCAAGUUAAUCAUGCAAGCAGCUUCAAAGGUUGUAACUUAUAUUGAAAGAUUUGAUACAUCAGUACUUGUUCACUGUAGUGAUGGAUGGGAUCGUACCGCACAAAUCUGCGCACUUGCAGAGCUUUUAUUAGACCCUUAUUACAGAACUAUUAAGGGAUUUGAAAUUCUAAUUGAGAGAGAGUGGGUUUCUUUUGGUCACAAGUUUCUAGAUCGUGUAGGACAUGGAUGUGUUGGAAAAACUAAUUCAGCCUCUGAUGAAAUUUCUCCUGUUUUUUUACAAUUUAUUGAUUGUGUUUGGCAAAUUUGGCAACAAUAUCCUUCACAUUUCGAGUUUAAUGAGGCGUUCCUCUUCUUAAUAUUGGACAGUUUAUAUUCUUGUCGUUUUGGAAACUUUUUAUUGAAUUGUGCUAAACAACAGCUCGAUGAAAAUAUUACAAAGGAUACUAUUUCGGUUUGGACAGAAGUAAUGACAAACCCUUCUCUGUAUUAUAACGAUGUUUAUAACCCAAAGAAUAGCGAAUAUUCAACAUUAAUUGUAAAUACCGACAUUGACACACUCUCCACACACUUUUGGAUAAGCUACUUUUAUCGAUACAAGAAGGGUUCAAAGAACAGAUAUCACAGAAUGCUCAAAAAGGCUAUCACCAAGAUGAAGAAGGAAAAUGCAAUUCUCUUGAAUUCUUUACAAGAGGAACUGUUGACAAGGAAGAGAAUUGAGCUAGAGUUGGCCCAAUCCAAACAAAAAAUCAAAUUUCUCGAAGGUCAUAAUUCAUUAACUGAUGAAUCCCACAUAAGUGAUUCGUAUGGAAGUCAUCCUGCUUCUGACACUUUAAGUUACAAUGGUGAAGAUGGAGACACGAAAGUUAUUCGCUUCUCAACCAGUGUGAAAGAAAAUCUGGUGGAAAAUUACUUUAAGUAAAACCACACAAAACAUUUUAAACUUAAU
Naegleria gruberi is the source of this 3373-nucleotide messenger RNA. Its product is annotated as myotubularin-related protein. NCBI's taxonomy places the organism in Eukaryota, Heterolobosea, Eutetramitea, Acrasida, Naegleriidae. The transcript has 3 exons. The coding region runs from base 125 to 3346 and encodes 1073 amino acids. The record is from RefSeq and is a predicted model, not a curated record. Gene Ontology annotation, molecular function: phosphatase activity. Gene Ontology annotation, biological process: dephosphorylation.